Molecule: messenger RNA, 978 nt
Organism: Calypte anna (Anna's hummingbird)
Lineage: Eukaryota; Metazoa; Chordata; Aves; Apodiformes; Trochilidae
Product: zinc finger protein 367
Exons: 5
Coding region: 1-978 (325 amino acids)
Biological process (GO): homophilic cell-cell adhesion
Cellular component (GO): cell-cell junction
Molecular function (GO): ionotropic glutamate receptor binding
Source: RefSeq, a predicted model, not a curated record
AUGGUGGAGAGGCCACCGCCGAGUCCCCCAGUGACUUUUUGCCAGGACUUCCCGAAGAGCGUCUUGGUUUCCGUUAUCAAAACCACCUCGAUCAAACCGCUCUCCCGAGGGAAAGGUGAGGAGUCAGCACUCCCUCCGCACAUCCAGAUCAUCCCUGGCUUCAGCGACUUCAUGGUUUACCCUUGGCGCUGGGGGGAGAAUGCCCACACUGUGACCUUUAAUUCGGAUGAUUCCGCCGCCCCUUCAGUCGCCCAACAGCCCUGUGGGAGGCCAGCCAGAAUCGGCAGCGAGGAAGAAGAGGAGGCAGGCAGCAGUAGCAGCGGUGGUCACCUCAAGGAUGGGAUAAGACGUGGCCGACCAAGAGCAGACACAGUUCGUGACCUAAUAAAUGAAGGAGAGCAGUCUUCUAGCAGAAUACGUUGCAAUAUCUGCAACAGGGUGUUUCCACGAGAGAAAUCUCUACAGACACACAAACGAACUCAUACCGGUGAAAGACCUUAUUUGUGUGACUACCCAGACUGUGGGAAAGCCUUUGUUCAGAGUGGGCAACUCAAAACUCAUCAGCGUCUUCACACAGGGGAAAAGCCUUUUGUCUGCUCAGAGAAUGGCUGUUUAAGCAGAUUCACACAUGCAAACCGUCAUUGCCCCAAACACCCAUAUGCCCGGUUGAAGAGGGAAGAACUCACAGUCAGACUGAGUAAAAAGCAGACAGCUGAAAAUAAAGCUGCCGCUGAGUGGCUAGUGAAAUACUGGGAGACUAGAGAACAGCGUGCUCCCACUUUGAAAAGUAAAACAGUCCAGAAAAUGGAUCAAGAACAGCGGUAUCCUAUGGGAUAUCUUCAGUCUGACGAAAAGGAUGAUGAAGAGAAAAAUAGUGCUCAUUCAGCUGAUCACCGCCAUCUCCAGGAGCAGCGUGAACGUAUGCAUGGUGCAUUGGCUCUUAUUGAGCUUGCAAAUCUAGCUGUAGUACCACUGUGA